This is a messenger RNA of Suillus paluster, 636 nucleotides long. RefSeq lists its product as uncharacterized. The transcript is spliced from 3 exons. Lineage: Eukaryota; Fungi; Basidiomycota; Agaricomycetes; Boletales; Suillaceae. The record is from RefSeq and is a predicted model, not a curated record. Bases 1 to 636 code for a protein of 211 amino acids.
AUGUCUGACUCACAUCCAAGUGGUACAUCAACUUCUGCUAGCCAAGAUAGAGAUCUUCCCUAUCAGCCGAUCACUCUCAGCACCGCAGAUAUUGCAGCUACAUUGGCAAUGGCUGCAUCAUGUAUCCGAGCAUGUGUUGCUCAAUAUCAGAAAGAAGCAGCUGAAAUGGAUUUGCCGUGCGCACGAAUCACCCACUUCAAAACUGGGCUUCAAUGGGAGAUCUCAACCUUUGUGACACCGGUCCUGCAGUACUCAGCUGCACACAACAUCAUUUCGGUCAUGCCAAUCCCCAUCGCUCAUCUGCUGCUCUUGAUCCCGCAGCAAAGCUGGACCGAGGUUCCAGACCAUGUCUUCGCAGCUCAUCUGGGUCGGCUUCAAGAUCACACAGCUCCCGGCGAUCCCUCGCACAUCAUUCCAGACUAUGAUACUCCAUGGUGGAUGGGGCACACCACCAUUCCGAACGAACCAUGGCGAUGGAAUCGGGUCAUGGAGUGUUGUGGAUUCCACUAUGAGCACUGGCUGUUGAUGAAUCGAAACAUCCAGGGCGGUGUUGAGGAUGAUGGUCUCAUUCUUCUGGAGACGGUGGAUCAAACCUCGAUCCCAUCUCUUAUGGGACUUCAGUGGAUUCGAGAAUGA